GCCGCCGCAUCCCCGUGACGCGCCGGCCAACCAGGCGGCGUUGCGGCCUCGGCGCCCGGCUCCCUCCAACGCCGCCUCUCGCCGUGUCGCCGCAGACGCCAGCCACCGCCAGGCCCGUCCGCCCGCCGCCCAGAGCCCGCCGGUGCCCGCCGGUGCCCGAGCCGGCCGCAUGGCGCUCCGGGGCUUCUGCCUCGCCGAUGGCUCCGACCCCUUCUGGGAGUGGAAUGUCACGUGGAACACCAGCAACCCUGACUUCACCAAGUGCUUUCAGAACACCAUCCUCGUGUGGGUGCCUUGUUUCUACCUCUGGGCCUGCUUUCCCUUCUACUUCCUCUUUCUCUCCCGACAUGACCGUGGCUACAUUCAGAUGACACAUCUCAACAAAGCCAAGACUGCCUUGGGAUUUCUGCUAUGGAUUGUCUGCUGGGCAGACCUCUUCUACUCUUUCUGGGAAAGAACUUGGGGCAUAUUUCCGGCCCCAGUUUUUCUGGUCAGCCCCACCCUCUUAGGUAUCACCAUGCUACUUGCUACCUAUUUAAUUCAGCUCGAGCGAAGAAAGGGAGUCCAGUCCUCUGGAAUCAUGCUCACUUUCUGGCUUAUAGCUCUUGUGUGCGCCCUGGCCAUCUUGAGAUCAAAAAUCAUGACUGCCUUAAAAGAGGGCACUCAAGUGGACAUGUUCCGAGACAUCACCUUCUACAUCUACUUCACCCUCGUGCUGGUUCAGCUCGUGUUGUCCUGCUUCUCAGACCGUGCACCACUGUUCUCCGAAACCAUAAAUGACCCAAACCCUUGUCCAGAAUUCGGUGCUUCCUUUCUCUCCAGGAUCACCUUCUGGUGGAUCACAGGGUUGAUGAUCCGAGGCUACCGCCAGCCCCUGGAAAACACUGACCUCUGGUCCCUGAACAAGGAGGAUACGUCAGAGCAAGUUGUGCCCGUUUUGGUCAAGAACUGGAAGAAGGAAUGUGCCAAGUCCAGAAAGCACCCUGUGAAGGUUGUGUACUCCUCCAAGGAGCCCGACAAGCCAAAAGCAAACUCCAAGCUGGAUGUGAAUGAGGAGGCUGAGGCUCUGAUUGUCAAGUCCCCGCAGAAGGAGCGGGAGCCAUCCCUUUUCAAGGUGUUGUACAAGACUUUCGGGCCCUACUUCCUCAUGAGCUUCUUGUUCAAGGCUCUGCACGACCUGAUGAUGUUUGCCGGCCCAGAGAUCUUGAGGCUGCUCAUCAACUUCGUGAAUGACAAGAGCGCCCCCAGCUGGCAGGGCUACUUCUACACGGCACUACUGUUCAUCAGUGCCUGCCUGCAGACCCUGGUGCUGCACCAGUACUUCCACAUCUGCUUCGUCAGCGGUAUGAGGAUCAAGACUGCUGUCAUCGGGGCUGUCUACCGCAAGGCCUUGGUGAUCACCAACUCAGCCAGGAAGUCUUCCACCGUCGGGGAGAUUGUCAACCUCAUGUCUGUGGACGCACAGCGGUUCAUGGACCUGGCCACAUACAUUAACAUGAUCUGGUCAGCCCCCCUGCAAGUCAUCCUUGCCCUCUACCUCCUGUGGCUGACCCUGGGCCCUUCUGUGCUGGCUGGUGUGGUCGUGAUGAUCCUCAUGGUGCCCCUCAAUGCUGUGAUGGCCAUGAAGACCAAGACCUACCAGGUGGCCCACAUGAAGAGCAAAGACAACCGGAUUAAACUGAUGAAUGAAAUUCUCAAUGGGAUCAAAGUGCUAAAGCUUUACGCCUGGGAGCUGGCCUUCAAGGACAAGGUGAUGAACAUUCGGCAGGAGGAGCUGAAGGUCCUGAAGAAAUCUGCCUACCUGGCGGCCGUGGGGACCUUCACCUGGGUCUGCACCCCCUUCCUGGUAGCCCUGUCCACAUUUGCUGUCUAUGUGACCGUCAACAAGAAUAACAUCCUGGAUGCUCAGAAAGCCUUCGUGUCCUUGGCCUUGUUCAAUAUCCUCCGCUUCCCCUUGAACAUUCUGCCCAUGGUCAUCAGCAGCAUUGUGCAGGCAAGUGUCUCCCUCAAACGCCUCCGGGUCUUUCUCUCCCACGAGGAGCUGGACCCCAACAGCAUCGAGCGACAGUCCAUCAAAGAUGGUGGGGCUGCCAGCAGUAUCACUGUGAAGAAUGCCACAUUCACGUGGGCCAAGAAUGAGCCCCCCACACUGAACAGCAUCACCUUCUCCAUCCCGGAAGGUUCCCUGGUGGCUGUGGUGGGCCAGGUGGGCUGUGGAAAGUCAUCUCUGCUCUCUGCCCUCCUGGCCGAGAUGGACAAGAUGGAGGGCUACGUGUCUGUCAAGGGAUCUGUGGCCUAUGUCCCCCAGCAGGCUUGGAUUCAGAAUGACUCUCUGCAAGAAAACAUCCUUUUCGGGCGCCCACUGCAGGAAAGCUACUAUAAGGCUGUGAUAGAAGCCUGUGCCCUCCUCCCAGACCUGGAAAUGCUGCCCAGCAGGGACCGGACAGAGAUUGGUGAGAAGGGUGUCAACCUCUCCGGGGGCCAGAAGCAGCGAGUGAGCCUGGCCCGGGCAGUGUACUGCAACUCCGAUGUCUACCUCUUCGACGACCCCCUCUCAGCAGUGGAUGCCCAUGUGGGAAAACACAUAUUUGAAAAUGUCAUCGGCCCCAAAGGGAUGCUCAAAAACAAGACGCGGCUGCUGGUCACGCAUGGCAUCAGCUACCUGCCACAGGUGGACAUCAUCGUGGUCAUGAGCGGCGGCAAGAUCUCCGAGAUGGGCUCCUACCAGGAGCUGCUAGUGCGGGAUGGGGCCUUCGCUGAGUUCUUGCGCACCUAUGCCAGCAGUGAGCAGGAGCAGACAGAGCAGGAUGACGGGUCAAUAGGCCUCAGCGGCCCCGGGAAGGAGAUAAAGCAGAUGGAGAAUGGCAUGUUGGUGACAGACACAGCAGGGAAGCAGUUGCAGAGACAGCUCAGCAGCUCCUCCUCCUACAGCGGGGACACCAGCCGGCACCACAACAACACUGCUGAGCUGCAGAAGGCCGGGGCCAAGGAGGAGGAGACUUGGAAGCUGAUGGAGGCCGACAAGGCACAGACAGGGCAGGUCAAGCUGUCCGUGUACUGGGGCUACAUGAAGGCCAUUGGGCUCUUCAUCUCCUUUCUGAGCAUCUUCCUCUUCCUGUGCAACCAUGUGGCUGCUCUGGCCUCCAACUUCUGGCUCAGCCGCUGGACGGAUGACCCCAUCAUCAAUGGAACCCAGCAGCACACAAAGGUCCGGCUGAGCAUCUACGGAGCCCUGGGCAUCUUGCAAGGGAUCGCAGUAUUUGGCUACUCCAUGGCGGUGUCCAUCGGGGGCAUCUUUGCCUCGCGCCGCCUGCACCUAGACCUGCUGCACAAUGUCCUCUGCUCACCCAUGAGCUUCUUCGAGCGGACCCCCAGCGGGAACCUGGUGAACCGCUUCUCCAAGGAGCUGGACACGGUGGACUCAAUGAUCCCACAGGUCAUCAAGAUGUUCAUGGGCUCCCUGUUCAACGUCAUUGGAGCCUGCAUCAUCAUCCUGAUGACCACUCCGGUUGCCGCAGUCAUCAUCCCGCCCCUCGGUCUCAUCUACUUCUUUGUCCAGAGGUUCUAUGUGGCCUCCUCCCGGCAACUGAAACGCCUAGAGUCUGUGAGCCGCUCCCCGGUGUACUCGCACUUCAACGAGACCCUGCUGGGGGUGAGCGUCAUUCGCGCCUUCGAGGAGCAGGAGCGCUUCAUCCAACAGAGUGACCUGAAAGUGGACGAGAACCAGAAGGCCUACUACCCCAGCAUCGUGGCCAACAGAUGGCUUGCAGUGCGGCUGGAGUGUGUUGGCAACUGCAUUGUGCUGUUUGCAGCCCUGUUUUCCGUGAUCUAUCGGAACACCCUCAGUGCCGGCUUGGUGGGCCUCUCUGUGUCCUACUCCCUUCAGAUCACCUCAUACCUGAACUGGCUUGUUCGCAUGUCAUCCGAGAUGGAGACCAACAUAGUGGCUGUGGAGAGACUGAAGGAAUAUUCAGAAACUGAGAAGGAGGCUCCAUGGCGGAUCCAGGAGACCACCCCGCCCAAAAGCUGGCCCCAGGCAGGCCGCGUGGAGUUCCGGGACUAUGGCCUGCGCUACCGAGAGGACCUGGACUUGGUGCUCAAGAACAUCAAUAUCACAAUCGAAGGCGGGGAGAAGGUUGGCAUCGUGGGGCGGACAGGAGCUGGGAAGUCAUCCCUGACACUGGGCCUGUUCCGGAUCAACGAGUCCGCCAAAGGAGAGAUCAUCAUUGAUGGUGUCAACAUCGCCAAGAUUGGGCUGCACGACCUCCGCUUCAAGAUCACCAUCAUCCCCCAGGAUCCUGUCUUGUUUUCGGGCUCUCUCCGCAUGAACCUGGACCCCUUCAGCCAGUAUUCAGACGAAGAGAUUUGGACAUCACUGGAGCUGGCUCACCUCAAAGAGUUUGUGUCGGGCCUUGCUGAUAAGCUGAACCACGAGUGCGCAGAAGGCGGGGAGAACUUGAGUGUCGGGCAGCGCCAGCUCCUGUGCUUGGCCCGGGCCCUGCUCAGGAAGACAAAGAUCCUGGUGCUGGAUGAGGCCACAGCUGCCGUGGACCUGGAAACAGAUGACCUCAUCCAGUCCACCAUCCGGAUGCAGUUUGAAGACUGCACAGUCCUCACCAUUGCUCACCGGCUCAACACCAUCAUGGACUACACGAGGGUGAUUGUGCUGGACAAAGGGGAGAUCCGAGAGUGUGGGCCCCCCUCCGACCUCCUGCAACAGAGGGGUCUCUUCUACAGCAUGGCCAAAGAUGCCAGCUUGGUGUGAAGCUUCCAGUCAGAACUGCCGGGCCAAUGUGCUAGCCUCCUGGGAUAAGUCCACACAAGGCAACAUAAGACUGCAGUGCUAACAACAAAACCACGAAACCAAAACCCAAGAAACCAAAUAAACAGACCACAGUCACCACCUGCCCCCCUCUGCCCAGAAUUGGCCUUGGAGAAACCAGAGAGAUAGAGGGGCAGCCUGCCUGAUCACAGGUGUGACCUCUGCCACCCCUACUGGCACUCACAGCCUCAACCUUGGCAGGUGCACUGUACUCCAAGCUCUGUGGGGAGCUGCUGGCUUUGGAGAAAUUAACUGUGUAAGACAUGCUAGUGACCAAAUGCAGCCAACUGCCUCAGACAUCUGCUGCUGACACCUGUCUAAUUCCCAGUCUCCGAGGAGAUUCCCAGUCCCUGCUGGUACCCGGCACUUGUAAGGUCCUUGUCUGACUCCACAGGGGCCUGAUGCAAACCAUUUUUCCCCUUGGGCAGUGUCCCCAGGGGCCACCUGGUCUUCCGGGCACUCAGACUCGAGAACGGCUCCAGCUCCCAGUUCCAGACUUGCUCGCUAUUCUCUUCUCAUCAUUGAUAGGCCUCGCCAAACUCGGGGAGCCAAACCUGGGACUGUAGAGGGAAAGAGCAUUAUCUCUCAGUCCCAAUGUACCACCUAGCCCAGUUCCUCACCCAGCCUGGUCUUUUCCUCUCUCCUCCCCAGGCCUCUUGCUGGAAUGGGCUCAUUCCUCCAGGAACCUGAAAGAGGUUUGCAGAAAGAGAGACACAGGAAGUGUUCAAAGCCAAGGUCACUGAGUCCCUUUCAAGCAUAACCAGCCAGCACUGAAAAAGAGCCCCGUGGAGUCCCUUCCUCUUUCGCCUUUCCAUCUCUGCUAUAGGACCUAGCCAGCGAAUCCUGGUGGCAGAGUGGAGAAUUAGGCACUGAGUUACCUAGUCUUCCAGGACAACCAAAGAACCUACUUUGUGAGCAGCAGUGAUUUCUUUCUUUCCUUUUAUUUUAUUUUAUUUUUUUUAAUUUACUGCUCCUGAGAGAAAAAGCCUCAAGACUAAUUUCUGGGGAGCAAAUCUCAAGCCAAGGAACAGCCUUUGCAGAGAACAGCCUGACACCUUGGGUGAGUGUUCCUGGAGGACACUAGAGAAGUGAGAUCCUUCAGGGACUGUCCUCUGGGUCUCAGUUAGAGACCAACACAAGACACUGUCUCCCUGCCCCCACCCCCAAAGCAGACAACGGUCACUGCCACCCCAGGAUUCAUACUGUUGCGAAUCACGUGGGUGCCUUCAGAUGAGAAGCAUCUUCCUUUUUUCUUUUGUUUUCUUUUCGGUGGAAAUAAUAUAUUUAUUUUUUUUUGUAAGUUAUACCAUUCUUUCACAUUAGAUAAACCAAGAUUUUCUUGGGGAUCUUUUUGUAAAAAAGACUUACACUGGAAAAAUGCAAACCUUUGCAAGUAAUUUGCAAUAAAGAAAAACUUUAUUUCUUUCUA
This is a messenger RNA of Erinaceus europaeus (western European hedgehog), 6251 nucleotides long. RefSeq names its product ATP binding cassette subfamily C member 1 (gene ABCC1). NCBI's taxonomy places the organism in Eukaryota, Metazoa, Chordata, Mammalia, Eulipotyphla, Erinaceidae. Gene Ontology annotation, cellular component: basolateral plasma membrane. The record is from RefSeq and is a predicted model, not a curated record. Gene Ontology annotation, biological process: glutathione transmembrane transport; xenobiotic transport. The coding region runs from base 170 to 4765 and encodes 1531 amino acids. The transcript has 31 exons. Gene Ontology annotation, molecular function: ATP hydrolysis activity; ATP binding; ABC-type xenobiotic transporter activity.